Messenger RNA from Toxoplasma gondii ME49, 405 nucleotides. RefSeq lists its product as hypothetical. The coding region runs from base 1 to 405 and encodes 134 amino acids. The record is from RefSeq and is a predicted model, not a curated record. The transcript has a single exon. NCBI's taxonomy places the organism in Eukaryota, Apicomplexa, Conoidasida, Eucoccidiorida, Sarcocystidae.
AUGUCGCAGUUAGGCCGAAAACCUAUCAGCGUUGAGGAGGACCAGCAGGACCAGUGGGAAGGAGUGCUCGACGACCGAGAGCUACUUAACUGUGUAGUCGAGGCACUAAUUUCUCUGUACCGCUUGGGUGUACUCAAAGACGUGUUCGAUAGGGAAGCCAUGGAGAAGCAGUUUUUGCCACUAUUUUCAACAUCUUCGAACUCAGACAGCUCGAUUGUAUCGCUUCUGUCACUGGCCAACUGUCUGUGUAUCGAGCCCGACCUUCUGGACUGCUUUCUGGCGACGCCAAUCCUGAUCGAUAUUGCAACGAGCAUCACACAAGGAGGCGUUGAAGACGAGAGUCUUUACACACAAACAGCUGAGCUUCUUCGUGUCGCGCUUCUUCGCGAAGAGGCACGAAAGUAA